UCCGUUCUCUCUUUUAUUGUUGCAAAUAAAAAUUUUCAGCUCUGUCGAGUCAACAAAAAGUGAUAAAUUUCGUGUUAAAAUCGUGCGAUUCAGGCCACCAAACCAGCAGCAAAAUGUGGCCCCACCGUGCCGGAACCGAGUGACACCAAGGUGGUGCCCGUAGUGUGCCGUUCCGGGGGGUAAAAUUGUGCCAGAAAAUCGUCAUCAAUUCUCGGCUCGGCGGCUGACAAGCGAUUUGCUUUUGCUGGUGCUGCUGCUGCCUGUGACAGUGCCGUGGAAGAAGAGAAAAAAUCAAAAUGGUUGUAUCGAAGGAUGGCAAGCGGCGACGGAAAGUUGGUUCCGCGGCGGCGGCUAGCACCAACGCGAACGCUGCCGGUUCCGGAUCGUCACCGGCGGGUGUGACUGCGUCUGUUGGGGGAGCCGGAACGCGCAGUGGUGGUGGUGGUGGAGGGUCUGGUGCGGCUGCUGCAGCCACGGUGUCGCCCGCCGCCAGAGAUAGUCCCGAGAGGGACCUUUCUCCGCCGGAGGUGCCCAAAAGACCAAAAGUGCAAGCACAGCGCAAGUUCGCCCAGGGCCAGGGAGCCGCCUCCACAUCGGCCUAUCUGAACUUUGCCGCCAAUCCAUCAAACUCAUCAAAGGAUGCACAAAACCGAUCGGCCGACGCCGGCCACGUUCCGGAGCUGCUGCCCAACAUGCGCCCAAACACCGAGGAUUUCCUCACGUUUCUGUGCUUUCGCGGCACGAACGUGCUUCCGCCCAGUUUGGACUUUUUCAACACGGCCAGCCAACAGCAAUCGGCGUCCGGAUCCACGGCCAAGCCGGUCCCGUCGACAUCUGCCACGGGGCCGUCUUCAACGACGGUACCACAACAAGCUGGUACAUCUGCUAAAAAGGCACCUGAGGUUUCUCCGCCUGAAACGGCUAAAAAGGAGGAAAAUGGCUCAGCGGACAAGAAAGUGGAACAACCGGAGAAGCCAGCAUUUAUGCCGUUUGCCGUGCGGAAGCGUGCCGAGCAACAUCCGGAAAAUCGGCGGGUGCAAACGGUGCAAGCUCUGCGGAAGAAGUACCACGAACAGCGAAUGGCCAAGUUACGUGUAACGGCGUACAAUAAACAGACGCGAGGUGGGAAUGUCAAGGACAAGGCUGAGGAUGACGAGGCAGACGUGGAAGAUCCUCAAGAGGUUGAAAGUACUAGGAAAGAUUCGGCGAAGAAAGAGAAGGUAACACCGGCGAAGAAGAAGGUGGUGGCGACUAAAAAGAAUGCCAAGAAGACUGCAAAAGGCGCUAAGAAUGAAAACGUACAGGAUUUGAUUGAUAUUAAGGUAGUUUUGAACAAGGAUGAUGUUGAAAUGAAGAACGUAUCAAAUGAAACUAAAAAGGAGCAGAAAAAAGAAGUUGCAGCUCCAAAAACUCCAGCCAAGGGAGCUAAAAGGAAAUCGUUGAACACGGAAGACAACGAAAAACGUACUACGAGACUGUCGGCACUACGGAGUCCGCAACCGAACACUUCAACGGUGGAUGUGGAAACGCCAAAGUCGAAAGAAGAAGUCGCCGAGGCUCCCGCUGUACUGGACUUCUCCUCCGAUGACGACGAGCCACUUCUCAAGAGGGCGGCAGCCAAAAAGAAGGCCACGGCGCGCAAAGCAACCGCUAAAAAGGGUCGCAAAUCGGAACCGAUUCCGGAAAAAGCACCCGAAGAACUUCCGGAGAAGAAAGCGCGUCGUUCGGAAUCGGUCAGCCGGAAGUCCGACGUCAGUUCGAAAAAGUCCGACACGCCAAUCGUCAAAAGCACACCACCAACGCGAAAACCUCCCCGGGGGAAGAAAAAGAAAGAAGAGGACUCACCUCCGGCACCGGAAGAAGCUACGCCCAAGGCUCCCACACCACCCGUCGUUGUCGAAGAGCCGGCUGAGGAGGUCGUCAAGUCGCCGCCCAAAACUACUCCGAAGAAGGGUGGUGGUGCUGCUGCGAGGAAGAAAAAGGUUGAACCGACGACCUCUCCGGUGGCGGCACCCGAAGUUGAGGAGAAAAAGGUGAAGAAAACUCCGGAACCACCACCGGAGGUGAGUGCUCGACCCAGCCGAAAAACAAAAGAGGCAGCUACGCUUUACAUGGAGUUGAUUGGGCGUAAGUUUAAUCACGACGAUAAAUCCGACGAUGACGCAUCAUCGCUGGAUAGCUUGGAGUUGCCAAACGUGCGCAGGUUGGAGCAGAUGGAGAAUGAGCUCAAAGCGAACGCUGGAAAGAAGGAUGAAAAAGGCUCCGCAAGGAAAGGUCGCCAAAAGAAGGACCCGCUAGAGGUUGUGGACAAUAGUAAGCCCGUGGAAGCACAAGAAUCUAAACCCGUUGAGAAGAGUUUCAGUGAUUCCGAUGAGGAACCGUUGGCUUCCAAGUUUCAACGAAAGAAGCAACAAAUUCGACAAAAGCUGAAAGGAAAAGCGAAAAAAGCUUCGCCGGCGAAGAAAACGCCAACGAAAUCGAGUCCAGUAAAGGAAGCUGAACGUGAGGUUGAGCCAAAAUCAGAGGAGAAACCUUCGGAAGUUGUAGCCAAUAGCGCCGAACCGCCCGUGGAACGAUUACCGUCCCCUGCCCCGAAACCUGUAACACCAGCCAAAUCUCCUCCGAAGUUACAGGCCACGCCUCCGCCGAAAACGUCCAGUCCCAAGGUUUCAACGCCACACACGCAAGCAGUGGUUCCACCUCCGUUGAUCAGUCCGGACGUGAUCCGAUCUCCCGCAACCGAUGACCUUAUCACCAAAUCACACGAUAACACAUUCCAGUCCACGACGGUAGAGCCGAGUCCCGUUAAGCAGCCAACGUCCCAAGCGCAGCCAUUUAUUCGUACGGUCAAGCAAGUUCCCGCUGCGGAAACUCCGGAAAAGCCAGCGGUCCCAGCCGUACCGGAAAUACCCUUCAAUCGCAAUGUGAAGAACGACUUCAACCUGGACGAGUCGGACUUUCUCAAAGGGUUCGAUCAAACAUCUCCGACCUCGCCAGUUGCUCCCAAGUCGAACUCGCUGCUUGGUAACCUUCUGCCCAGCAAGGAAGAAUCCGAGAAAAUCUUUGGAAUUGCCAGCGUCAGUCUGGCGCAAAGUUCCGGUCCGUUGGACACCAAGUGCACCUUAGGCAAGUGUGGCUCCGUUCACAAGCCUCCGCUGGGACCACCCGUGCUGACGGAAUCCCUGCUCGGCGGCCACCUAUCGCCACGCGAUCGGCGGAAAACCAAGGUCAACAUGACCCACGAACAGAUCCAAAAGUGGAUCGAUGAAACUUCGUGGUCGCCGGUUCCCGACGAUCUGGACGCGGAUUUGAAAAUUCUGGAAACGCCCAAAACUCCAACUCCAACGCCGACAUCUAGCGCAUGGGAGAAAUUGGUGGGAGAAAGUAAGUCGGAACCGGUCGCGGAAGCGCCCUCCCCGACGAUACAACCCAAAAAAGAGGAAACAAAACCCCCAACGCCACAACCCAGCGGCUCUGGUUCGCGAGGACCAACGCUCAAGGCCAAACCCGUCGCGGUAAAGCCGGAAAAGGAAGCCCCUAAAGAACCGGUCGCGACACCGGAACCGCCAAAGACACCGGUCGCCGAGAAAAAGACGCCCGUGGACGAGAUCAAAGAGGAAGAAAAGGUCAAAACGUCCCCGAAGCUCCGCACACCUUCACCGCUGAAGAAGGAAACCAAGAAGCAGGAACCGGCGGCUGCGAAUGCUACGACGACGCCCGCCGCAACCACCACAGCGGCAGCAGGCACAAGCUCGACGCAAGCCGAUCGCAAGCCAAUCUACAAACAGGGCAGAACGCCAGUUUACAAGCAAGAGGCCUUAAAACCGACGCAGAAAUCAGCCGCUGGAACGGGAACCAAGUUUGGUGCAUUCUCCGCGGACAACGAACCGAGCGUGUACUCGUUCGACAAUGAGGACAGCUUCGUGCCGAUGGCUACGCCGUUUCGGCGACACAGCCGACGCGAGAGUUGCAACUCUUCGGCGCGGGAUGAGGCACAGACGUCGGAAGUGCCUACCGGGGGGAAGGGCAAGGGUGACGAGGAAAAGGCCGGUUCGAGCAGCACGUUCCAGAAGCCAACGAGCUUAAGCACUCCGACAAAGGGUGGGGUUCAACCGGCGGUUAGCUUGACGUUGAGUCCGGACGAGGGCGCCAAGACGGCGGCGAUUACGGUUCCUUUGGACGAGGAGUCGCGGAAGGUGGAGGAAAAAGAAGAGAAGAAAGAGGGUGAGGGUGAUUCGGACGAGGAAGGUCACACGUUUUACAUUCCGUUGCAGGGUCCGAAUGCGGCAAGUUCGAGUGGCAAAUCGGACCAGCUCAUUCAGGGGGUGGCCGUCAAGUUGGGCACGGAGGGACCGGAAGGACCCAAUCAGCGCGUAAUAAUGCACGCCAAGCUGGUGACGAAAGCACAAAUGGGAUCGAAUACGACGCCGAUUCCGGAAUCGAUGAACGUACAAGAGCUGGUGAAGAGUCUGAUGGCGGCAGGUCCAAGCAUGAGCAAGGACGGCAUUUCCAAAAUGGUCCCUGUGGGAACGGUGCAGCCACGGUUCAAGUCGAGCGAAACGAAGGAGAAAUCUCCUGCGCCGCCACCAACGCCUGCCCCGGAGGAUGCACGAGGAGGUCUGUCGCGAAUCAACUCCAACUCUUCGCUGAACUCUUCCCAGCGGUCCAAGCCGAACAAGGCCAAAGCCAAGCUGGACACGGCAGUGCAGCCGGACAACAAUACGGCCUUCCCUCGGCGGGACGAUCCGGCACAGAUGGUUGAGGCACCGGUAUUCAAACCAAACGACAAGGAGUUCAGCGACCCCAUCGAGUACAUCGAGCGAAUUGCUCCGGUGGCGGCACGAUUUGGCAUCUGUCGGAUUAUUCCGCCGGCCAGUUUCAAGCCGGAAUGUCGGAUAACGGACGAUAUGCGCUUCAUGGCGUACAACCAGUACGUGCACAAAAUGCUUCACCGGUGGGGACCGAGUGCCAAAGAGUACGCCGCCAUCAAGAAGUAUCUGGCGACGCAGAGCAUCAAUCUGCAAAGUCCACCGUUGAUCGGCGGCAUGGAGGUAGAUCUUCCUCGGCUUUAUCACACCGUACAGGAGCUUGGAGGGUUGAAGGAGGUCAUCGAGAAGAAAAAGUGGGCCCGCGUUUCCGAAGAUAUGUGCUUCCCGAAGUCGGCCCACGAUCGCGUCUCCAAGCUGGACGACAUCUACUGUAAAUAUCUGCUUCCGUACGAUACGCUCUCGCCGGCCGAACGGCAAAAACUGUUUGACGAGGUGGAAGCAGACUGGGCCAAGCGGGAGGCGAAGGCACGCCGGAACGCGGACAAGUGUGUCAGCUCGGAGACUCGCAACAGCGAAGAUUCCGACGAGGAUGAAGAGGAUUCCAACGAGGACGAAGAGGACGACGAGUUCUCGAUGGAGUGCAUCAUGAAGGGACGCACCAUGCCGUUGAAUCAAUUCUUCCGGAUAGCGCGCAACACGAUGGCCCUGUGGUUCAAGAAUUCCGAACCAACCGUGGCGGAAAUCGAAAGCGAAUACUGGCGCCACGUGGCCGUUCGCGAUAGCCACGUGUGUGUCCACUCUGGCUCGAUCGAUUCUAGCGCGUACGGGUUCGGAUUUCCCGCGCCCAAAGUAAAAGGUUCCUCCUGCGCCAAACAUCCGUGGAACCUGAAAGUCCUCACCAACAAUAGCAGCUCGAUUCUUCGCUCGCUCGGUCCGGUCAUGGGCAUCACCAUUCCAACACUCCACGUGGGAAUGCUGUUCAGCGCUUGCUGCUGGUAUCGCGACCCGCACGGUCUCCCCUGGAUCGAGUACCUCCACACGGGAGCCAACAAAAUCUGGUACGGCGUUCCGGACGACCAAAACUCCAACUUCCGCUCGGCCUUAACGUCGCUCGUGCCGACCCAUUGCCAAAACAAAACCAUCUGGCUGCCCUGCGACACGGCAAUGGUUCCGCCGCACAUGCUGACCGACCGGAACGUGUCGCUGUGCCGAACCGAGCAACAGCCCGGCCAGUUUGUGGUCGUGUUCCCGCGCGCCUACACGUCCAGCCUGUGCACCGGGUACGCCGUCUCCGAGAGCGUCUACUUUGCGUCCAGCUCGUGGCUUGGGACGGCCAAGGAGGACUUUAGGGACAUUCGCGAAAGCUGUGAGCCUACCAUGUUCUCCGUCGAGCAGCUCGUGUUUGCCAUCGCGAACGAUCAGCGCAGCAACCACGACACGCUCGUGCAGGUGCUGCCGAUGAUCAGCGACAUCUACGACAAGGAAAAGGAGCAGCGAGAAGUUAUCAAGAACCACGGCGUCAACAAGUCCGAGAAGAUCGAAUCGAAGAAGAAGACCGCCUCGCUGGAGGAGUUCGAGUGUGACAUUUGCCGCGCGAACCUGUAUCUGUCGCUCGUACGCGUCAAGAUCACCGGCGACGACGACGAAACGCUGGACGAGGACGAGCGGAUCUACUGUCUGAAGCAUGCGAUCAAGUUCCUGUCGGACAGCCGGCUGCCGGCCAAGUUUUGCAAGCUCGCCUGCACGUACUCGCUGGACGAUAUCGAGGAGCUGCUGCGCAAGCUGCAGGACCGGAUAGCCAACAAGAAGACGACCAAGGGGGCGGCCGGCGGCGGUGGCGGAAGCAGUGCCGGGGGUGGUGGCGGCGGACGCGGUAAGUCUUCGCUACAUCUGGCCUCCACGUCGUCGCAGUCUUCUUCGUCAUAUCAAGCGCCUAGUCACAGUAAGUACGCCGGAAUGGCGACGAUGCUGAAAUAAGUGUGUGUGUUUUGCUAGAGGACGACCCCUCCCCCAAAACAACAACACACACCCCAACCGUGUGUGUGCGUGUGUGAUAUUCUUUGUGCGUGUGUAUUUCUCUAUCGAGAUAUGUUCUAGAUAUGUUUUCUUUACACAUCACUGACCGACGGACCAGUGAUGACGAUAGGUUUGAUAUCGUGCCGUGUGCAGUUUAAGUUAAGAGUGUAGUAUUGUGGUACACGUGUGCAAAAGGUCCUCGAAGCAACACGGUGACUUCUUGGGCGAAUCUUGUAUAGAAAUUAAUUGUAGAUAUGCAAAAAGAGUAAACAUUUAUCCACAAGCGAACUACGAGCGAGUGUAAUUGGUUUCCCCUUUUUACUGAGACUCCUCUUGGUAGACACUAAAACGCACGGUAUUGAACGUUACACGCAAGACGAAACGAUAGAAAAGGACGCUGAAGACGUCGCUUUUCAAGAACGUGAGGUGAAAGCCUCGUGUAAUGUUGAGCUCCCUUGUAUAGAAUGAUGUGUCUGUGGUAUUUAGAUAACGAGGGAGAAACGCCCACACCUAGUGAUACCAUACGAUUCCGCUGCAUUGUACAAGAGUUGUGUGUGUUGCUGUAACUAUCCAGUAUUAAUGCUAAGAUCACAUACACAAAAACAAAUAGUAACCUAUAUUGUAUAGAGCUAAAUGGCAGAUCGAUGUAUGUGUGGUGAUUUGAGUGGGCUAAAACCAAUGGAAUCAGGUAGUCAAACUACCCAUCCACAGAGCGAAAUGUUAAGCCCAGAACUCAGCUUGUGAAAGUCACAUUGUUCGAUCUCUCAGCACGCAGUCUCAAUCCUUGAAUUGAUUACUCCAUCAAAAUGGCGCUUCUUAUUUUACAGAACGUUAAAUCGCUAAUCACUUAUUUUACUAACACAUUACAAUGGUAUACAACAGAGUUUGUAACAUUUUCAUGAGUGAUACAUGUGUAAAUAGGUGUGUUAUUUAACAUUUUAAACAUUAAGUUUUGCAAUACAUAGAGUGCAAUCGGCGGCAUAUAAAA
Messenger RNA from Culex pipiens pallens (northern house mosquito), 7773 nucleotides. RefSeq names its product protein Jumonji (gene Jarid2). Gene Ontology annotation, biological process: chromatin remodeling. Gene Ontology annotation, cellular component: nucleus. Gene Ontology annotation, molecular function: histone demethylase activity; DNA binding. Bases 297 to 6746 code for a protein of 2149 amino acids. The record is from RefSeq and is a predicted model, not a curated record. The transcript is spliced from 4 exons. NCBI's taxonomy places the organism in Eukaryota, Metazoa, Arthropoda, Insecta, Diptera, Culicidae.